GUUAUUUUCCACGCACGACGCAAAGUUUUUUUUUCCAGAAUGAGUUUGGCAGAAUUAAAACAUAAUGGAAACGGGGAAACGGUACAGGCGAAUUAUAAUAAAUUUUCGGACCAUAUAAGAAGGCUUACUCCCCAUGGAAUACAAUGUAGUGUUUUCUGUGGGGGUGCCAACUGUAAAUAUGAAAAACCGGAAAAUUGGAAAGCUGAUAGUCUGGCGAUACAAGGAAUUUAUUCUAAUUGCUUGGGAAUUAAGUCAGUCAUAAACUUGCAAUGCAGUAACGAACACUCGAGCUGUGGACAACCAUUAGAAAAUUCUGGAUUUUCUUAUGAUCCCAACGCUUUUAUGGAACACGAUAUUUAUUAUUACAAUUUUGCUUGGAAAGACUAUGGCGAUGCAACUUUGGAAGGGCUGCUGAAUAUGGUAAAAGUUGUUGCUUUUGCCUUGAGCGAAGGAAGGGUGGCAAUUCAUUGUCACGCAGGCUUGGGGCGAACAGGAGUCCUUAUUGCUUGCUUUUUAGUAUAUUCUCUAAGGGUAACUGCAAAUGAAGCGAUACGAUUCGUGAGGCUGAAACGCCCGGGCUCUGUCCAAACUCGCGGGCAGAUUUUAUGUGUGCGGCAUUUUGCACAAUUUAUACUUCCACAAACUAUAACGUAUUUUUUAAGGGAUAAUGUGGCAAAAGACAAAUACAUGAACGAAUUUACAUUACACAGGUAUCUUAGAAGACAAAAAGUUGUUUUGCAUGGCUAUGAAGAAAGGAACUUCAAGUAUCUUCCAAAAAUUGUCUAUAAUAUUUGCGAGAGAAUUUUGAAACUAUGUACUUGUGAUGAACCUAAAAACAAUGAUAAUGCCAAUAAAUCUUUUACUAGAGAUUUUUUAACGGAUAAAAUAUUUAAAGCCAGUAAUUGUAGUAUAGCUAGUAUUCCAAGCCCUACCUCAGAAACAUCUUAUUUCUCGAGUCCGACGAUUGAAUUGCCAACACCAUUCAGUUCAACAACAUCAGAAGACGGUGACUUGAGUGAUACUUUCUCUGAAAUCAGUAAUCUAGAUGGCGAAGCAUUGGGUGAAGACUUUCUAUUGGAAAAUAAAUGUUUCCAAGAGUUGGAGACCCAAAAAAAAUUUUGCCAAGAUUCAGUUGAGGAAGUAUUAGUGGUUCAAAGUGUUGAUGAAGUUGUCAAUGCAUUGUUACAGGAUUUUGAUAGCUUCAGCUAUGAUACAAAAAGAAAAAUACGUCAAUAUGAAAAUGAAAUUAACUCUACAAAAUUGGGUUGGAUGAGACUCUCAGUAGAGACAAACUUGAAUAUAUUAGCUAGUUUGCUGUUUGAGUGGUUUGAAGGACUUAAAACGCCUAUACUACAGCUUGAACAUUUUGAAAACAUUGUUGUCAUGUAUAAACAACCUGAAGAAUGUUUUCACAAAAUUGGAUUGGAAGAAUGCUAUUUAAUAGAAUAUAUUCUAUUAUUUAUUUCUAAACUGCGACCAAUUAAUCCAACCGCUGUACAAGAUGUAUUGAAGAGAAUUAUUGGUAGUCUGUCAAAGCACACAAUUAAUUUAAAUUCCACGACUGUCCCAUCAGGUAAAUCAUUUAAGAAAAUUGGAGAGGGUACUUUGUCGUGCACUUUGGAAUUUUUCCAAUCCAUGAUUGGCCUUAUUGAAAACCACCACGGACAGAAUAUAUCGUCUUCCACCUUGGAUGAGAAAAAAUCCUGCAAUGAUUUUCAUAAUCCAGAAAUCGGCUUAUAAAACAUUCCAUAAGUAAAUGUGUAAUAUUCUGACCAACAAUAAAAUGUUUUGGCGCAAGUGUGUUUUUUUUUAAGUCCUAUAUGGUGAUUCAGGAAAAAACCUAUAUGUAUAAAUACAUGAAAUUCUGGUAUCCAAGAAAGCGGAAAAUAUUAGGAGAUAUUAUAGAUUAUUUAAAUUACCUACCCUUUUAUUUUUUUUUUGUUUUUUUUUCUCCAAAAUACAUAGAAAUUUCCAGUGAAGUGCAUGCACACCUUACAUAGGUACAUUGGAUGAAAUUUAUUAUAGUGUUUCCAGGACUAUCUUUUUCGUUAACAGAAGGGUUGAUGAAAUUACUUUGUAACCCUUUUUCAAUUGCACUUAGUAAAUCUAAACCGAUAAUUUGAGAAUAAUAUUACAUAUUAUAAUUGAAACAAAAGACACAAAUAUG
Messenger RNA from Ceutorhynchus assimilis (cabbage seed weevil), 2167 nucleotides. The record is from the annotation of a GenBank genome assembly. Lineage: Eukaryota; Metazoa; Arthropoda; Insecta; Coleoptera; Curculionidae.